This is a messenger RNA of Cyphomyrmex costatus, 6544 nucleotides long. RefSeq lists its product as uncharacterized. The coding region runs from base 1494 to 6281 and encodes 1595 amino acids. The transcript has 3 exons. Lineage: Eukaryota; Metazoa; Arthropoda; Insecta; Hymenoptera; Formicidae. The record is from RefSeq and is a predicted model, not a curated record.
UGAACUCACGUUACUCCCGAGCGUAAAUUUUCUUCAGCGGUGGAGGGAAGCCCGCUCGCGGAGAGUGAUCGGCUUCGUAAGGCAGUAGUACAACGGCGGUCGCGGGCAGCGACGGACCGAUCGUGGAGUCGUGUCGCGUGCGUCGGUGGUCUUCCUCGGCAUUCGUCACGCGAAAUCGAUAAACGGGGACGUCGCGAAAGGGAGAGAGAGAGAGAGAGAGAGAGCGAGAGAGAGAGGCGGUCGCUUACGCGCGCACGUUACAAUUCGCGUCGUGAAAGGUGCUAAAAACGAGGACUCGAGGGCGAGACGAGAGAGAGAGAGCGAGAGAGCAGCAAGAAGGAGAGAGAGAGAGAAAAUAGAGGCGUUCGGGGAUAAUUGCAGGAAACGCGAGUGAAACGCGGCGACCGCGCGCGGUAUGGACUCGACUAGUCGGGAAUCCUCGCGCGCGACGUUCCGCUUCGCCGCCGCGAAAUCCGUUUAGCGGAAAUUCAAGGAUCCACUCUCUCUUUCUCUCUCUGCCGAGAAUCGUCGGGAAUCGUUAUCGCGUCUCGAUCUCAAUGGACCACCGUGAUCGCGCCGCGACGUAUCAUAGUAACCUUGAGACCCUGCCAAGGUAAAAUCGCGGGGAUCUUCCGCGGACGCGGGCCCGGCCGUUCUCCUCUCGUGCCGAGAGGACCCGCGACGGUCCGCGACGCGUCGUCGGAGAACGUCGGCGGUUAUAGAAGAGCGGGACGAUUGUAUUCGCGCGAGAUGAGAAGAAAAGCUCCAGCAUGGCUCGAUCGAUAGGCGCACGGCCUUCGCCGGACUGACUUCCUCGCGCACGCAACGCGAGACGCGAAAGCGCGUCGCGUUCGCUCCAAGAGGAUCGCCACGUGCACCUCGACGACGACGACGACCGUGGUGGUCGAGAAUUGAUAGCUUGCUGGUGAUCAGUCGUCGCGGGGGGGAGAGAGAGAGAGGCCAGCCGAGUGAUCAAAAGCAUGUGAUCUCCGAGGGGGUUCAUCGAUCACCGCCUGCACGUCGCUGAGGGAGGGAUGUUGCGGCCGCACAUCGGCAUGAUGACUUAACGUCGGCCGCCGAUCCAUGCGUGUCGAUGGCCGAUGCGAACAACGACGGGGUUGUCGGACGACGAUGAACGAUAACGGCGGCGUGUAGACAGGUGGAAUAUCGUUGGCCGCGCGCAAGAAAGUGUGUAACAACGCGCGUCGCCGCCGUGGGAACGCGAGCGAUAGGUAGGAAGCCGCAGCACAGGUGGCGGUGGUAAGGACGACAAGGCAAAGAGAGAGAGAGAGAGAGAGAGAGAGAGAGAAAAGGAAAAAGGAAAGCGCGUUCACUGAUGUACUACUAUUGUCCUCUAAAGGGCGAGACCUGUAAGGACUUUAUGGGAGGAGCGUGUACAAUGAAAGGAUGUACAACGUGCCGGUAUAAGUGAAUGACACUGAGGGCAAAGGAGAGAGAGAGUGAAAAGGGAGAGAGAGAGAGAGAAAACGCGCAUGAGAAGAGCGAGCGAGGGAAAGAGAAAGCGGAAAGAAGCCCCGACGAUGAAGGAGCACGGCAACAAACAGCAUCCGGCGGAACCGGCGGCGAAGACGCUCAAGUCGCUGCUGAAGAAACCGGGCCAGACCAAGGCGAAGUCGCAGAAGCACCGGGUAGUGAUCAACGAGAAGCUGAACGAGUUCUUCGCCGCGGACUACAUUAUACUGAUCAAGGAGGAGUGCUGCGCCGAUUACGAGGAGGACUGCGACUGCUGCUACCAGGAGCACGAGUUCAUGCGGCUUGGCAAUUGUAAGGAGUGCCGGGCGGAAUUGAACCUGCACCUCGGUAUCGGCGCCGGCACCGGCAAUAACGGCAGAUACGGCGAGAUGCCCAGGGGUGUAGAGCAGGCGCUCUGCGAAAACGCCGUGCGGGAUCAUCGCGGCAGCGGCGGCGGCGGCGGCGGUGGCGGAGGGACCCGCGGAAAGAGUCAGCAGGCAGCUCGUGAGCAGGACACGCAAGCGGCGGCGGAGGAGGACGAGGAGGAGGACGAGGAGGAAGCCGACGACGGCGAGGAGGAAGAGGACGAGGAGGAGGAGCGGGGGGAGGAGGAGGAGGAGGAGGAUGAGGAGGAGAACGUCGACGGGAAGGUGGAGAAGGUAGUGUCGGCGGCGGCGGCAGCGGCUUCCACGUCGUCGUCCCUGGAAGGGAAGGACGUCGCGAAGAACGACCGAGCGGACGCGGAGGACGCGGCGACGAAAGGACGCCGGACGAAGGAGACCGCCGCCGCCGCCGCGGAUUCCCAGGAGGAGAACGGAACCGUGGUUCCGGCGCCGCCGCCGCCGCCGCCGCCGCCGCGGCACGAUCAGCAGCAGCAGGAAACACUCAGCCCGCCGGAAGGUUACAAAGACGUGUGCUCCGACAGCGAGAUCGCCAACGAGACGGAUCCGCCGCAGCGUGGCCGCGCGUCGUCCGCAACGUGCACGGAGUGCAAUUACUAUCAGCAACAGGCACCGGAAUGCGAAUCGCAAACGAAGGAUCGUGGGAACGAGCAGGAUACGCAGGGCAGCAAGGACACGACGGUGCACGACGGUAGUCAAAGAAAUUCGCAAGAUAAACUGGAUAAACAACAUCGGGCAUCUCAUCCCGAUCUGCACCAUCGUUAUCUCGUGGAAACAAUAACGAUGACGACUGUUACGGAGCGACGCAUCGUGCGGGAAAUUAGCGAGGAGGAGCGGAAGGAUUGCUUCGGACGAUCCGAUACGGAUAAAGAUAAAAGCGUUUGUGAUGCUCCAAAGGAUAACGGUUUUAAUCCGGCGCUUUGUCCCGGGACAGGCGGCUCGAUGUCGAUCGUUCACGAAAACGCGGCGCAGUUCACCACACGGUGUAACGACACGGAUGUCACAGAGGAGGGUAAUGCAAACGCCAAAAAUUCGACGGGCAACGAUAAAAGAGUGGCGACGACGGUGGAAGCGGAACGCAUCAGCGAUCAAACGACGUCAGGCGAGCAGUCGCGUGAGCAGGAUGCGAAAGAGUUGUCCCUCGUUUUCAAACUGGGCAACGUGUCUCUCGCUAGUAACAGCUUGAAGCCAAAUUCCGCGGUGAGACACCUCUUUCCCAACCCGAAGUUCAUCUCACCACCGCCGGUGCCGGCUAACAAAGUGAACUCGUCGACUGGCUCGGAACACUCUCAGGAUGAAGCGCAGAAGUUUCUGAUUACCGCCGAGAGUUUGCGGCUGUUCGAUGCGGUUAAAAAGUCGACGGUCCCUGGUGGUUCAUACGAAUCGCCAGAGUGCGAGUCCAGUUCGAUCAAGAGAUCUAUCGAGCGGAACACUCUGCGGCGGAGUUUGAUCGGCAAGUACAACACGAUAACGCGUAAGAAGAAUCUGCGGCCAAAAAAUCUAUCGCUGGAGGAGCGAAUCAGGCAGCUGACGUGCGUCGAUCAGGACGAUGAGAACCUGGACACGACCGACAGCUCUGACAACACAAAUUCCGCGAGCGACCCGAAGUACGGUGGAGAUCUCUCGAUACGAACGUCGCCAUUGGGUGAGGAACGGCCUACGUGCGAAUCGCUGCCGGUGAGCGUGGCCUCGACGGAAACCACUGCCAUUUUAACGAUGGUGUCGACGAGAUCGAACUCCUUGACGGCGGCGACGGCGGCAACGACGACAGCGGCGGCGGCGGCGGCGGCAGCGAUGGCAACGACAGCGAGCGCUUCCACGAACAUGCACGGGCAUAAUUCGAUGGGAAUGCCGAUGGUGACGGAUAAUCCACCAAAUCAGUCCACCUACAGGAAGAUCACGGAUCUAUUCGCGCAUAAGAAAAAUAUACAACCGAAUCUACCAGAUCUCGGGAUAGGCCCGGGUGGGAGAAAUCUCCUCGCCAAAGAGUGCCAACCCAAAAAUCCGUUGACGAAGAUGAACUCGGAUGUGCGAAGGCAAUUAUUAGCGAGUCUGGCACCGCUAUCCUGUGUUACAGUCAACAAUUCUGAUAACCAGGACGACUAUUAUCGAAAUGACUCCAGGAUGUUGGCACCCUCGAACCGUGAAUCGAUAAGCUACAACUCGGACUCGUCGUACAGUUUAGAAGACAUAGAAGCAGUUCUGAAUGGUGACGACAGGAAGUAUGCCGGUCAGCCGGAUGUAACGAGAUGCACGCCGAUAGGUAGUAGACCCGACAUUGGCGAUAACACUGCUGACGAGUUGCUCGCGUUCGUUGAGCAGGACAAGUCGAGGAUGGAACGAAUAAAACGUCGCUACAACGAGCCAGAGGAUCGUUACACGUUCAUUAAUGGCUACCAUUCCGAGGACAAGGCCGUAAAUACAUCCGAGAAUUAUGAUGGUAAGGGCAUCAAGAAUCAUGAUGGCAAAGACGCGCAGGCAGACAAUGAGGAGGAAGAUGAAGACGACGAGCUCAACGAUUAUGGGUUCAAUCGACGGCCAUCAGUAACGGGUAUCAAGACGCAGUAUGAGGCUACCAACGACGUCAUCCAUCGAGCACGAGCUAGCUCCGGUGCCCCUAACAACGAUGCGAGAUCUAGUUCGAUAUGGCCGAUGUAUUGCGAUGUAAACGGCGACAAGAUCGAUGCAAAGUCUUUGUUGACUGCCGACGGAGUGGACGAAGCGAUUCCCAUACCCGCAGACGCGUACGCCACGAUAGGGAGCUUCGAGCGGGACACAAACACGAUUAAUCGCAUAAACACAAUGCAGAAGCAAAUCGAUGACAUAUAUCAGACUAUUGCCGAGAGCACGGCGGUAACAGCGAAUAUCCAGGGUAUUUCCGAGCACACGACUUAUCUGGAGAACGCGAUACCGCGGCAGUUCGUCAGAACUCCGUCCAGCGACAGCACCGCGCACCUGUACGCCGAGCACAGAAAUGGUCAUCACUACUUCCAAGAGCAACAGCAGUUGUCGAGCACCCGCAUGCUGCGUAUCGCGGGUGGUGGUGGUGGUGGUGGUGGCAACGGCGGUGGCGGCGGCGGAGGAACCAACGGUGGCGACGAUAUUGCGGGUGCGAUAUACACCAACACUCUGUCGAAGAUGCAACGUCGCAACCCACCGGUAACGAUCGCGAACUAUCAUUGCAACGUGAUGCCCGGCGGUACCGUGCCUGCCGUCAGUACCAAAUGCUAUCGCACCAUGUAUUUUGUGCCGUACAGUGGCAUGUCGGACCCCACGUAUCAGAACAUACAGCGCAUCUUGCCGCCGCAUUCUUCUCCGAACUACGCCAGCCACGUCGAGCGGUAUCCGUAUCCUCGUCUGAACAAGACCAAUCAGCAACAGGCGUUGUAUUACAAUACGAAUCGUACCGCGACGUCGCAUCCCAAUUUAAAUACAUCACCACCGAUCCCGCCACCGCCUCCGCCACCGCCACCACUCGUAUCCGUCUCCAACCCGAAUUCCAUGCCGUUGCAGAAUGCCCAGCAGGCCUUACACCUGCACAUACAUCCUCAUCAAUCUGAAGACUUCCGCUCGCCUAACAUCGCCUUCUCCCCCGUGCCUCACUCGACGGUACAUCCCAUGCAAUUUCAUCAUCAUCAGCAUCAACAUCAGCAUCAACAUCAGCAUCAUCACGGCGAAAUCACGUCGUACCGCGUACCCAUAGCGACGCAGCAAUCACCAUCCUCGUACACGGUGAUCGCGCCCUCGAGAUGCAUUCCGGCGAGUAAUCAGGACGGCUAUCCGUUAUACCCAGCUCACCUGGCACGCGGUGUCGCUACCGCCGGUACCACCGCGACCGCCGUCACCGUCGCCGCGGACGUGCAAACUCAGACAAUUUCCAUCGCGGCCGCUUCAUCGUUUUCAUCAUCGUCAUCCUCGUCGUCUUCCUCAUCGUCCUCGUCAUCGUCUACGGCGUCGGCGUCCGCGCUGUCGUCUUCGUCCUCGUCCAUGUCGGCCGCUGCCACCGCUUCCCUAAAAUGCACCAUGACUAAUAGCAACAAGAACUGCGAAUCAGUUCUGGGAACGUCUUACGGUAGCGGUAAUGCGCAAUCCGUAUCAGGGAACAUUACCCCGCUCGCGUGUCCGGCGUCAUCAUCGUCAGCUGCGACUGUGACAGCCGUCGUCGGGUCUUCGGCGACGGUAAUGCAAUUACCACGCGUCAUUAACACGUGCGCAGUAACGGAACGCGGAGUUCCCGAGGGUGCCGCCAGCAUGCCCGUUCGCGACUUUCCGCAGCCGACUCUCGCUCCGGCGAACUCGACGUCACACGUCCUGCUGAUGUCCAACUCUUACGUCGAUCCUAACACCAGCCUUAUACCUGCCCCGGCCAAUGCACCAAACACGGUAUACUACGCCAUGAAUGUUUGAAGAGAUCACGAGUAAUGUAUAAGUGCGAAAAAUGCCCGAAACACGCCUGAAAAAUCUUGCCUGGAUGUAAAACGUUUUUACGAUAUCUCUGUGGAUAUUUACGUUGUCCGGGGAGUAUUAACUCGUUCGCUGUUGUGACGAGUGAUUUAAAUUGCGAUUUGUAAAUGACAAAGACGUGCGUAGAAAGAUUCGCCGUCUUUUCCACCAGUGACUGCACACACAUGACAAAUAUUACUCGUUGUCGUCUUAAGACAGCAACAUUU